UUAAGGCAGUGGUACUAAACUAGACGAAUCACUUUUAUUGAAUCAAGAAGUAGAACCAGACAAUGAGGAGUAAGAGAACUGAUCUCAUACAGCUCGGCUGAAGUGAAUCCAUAAUCUUGGUUUUACUUUUAGUUAGUUCAUAAAGAAGAGACGAUAGUUCUAGUAUCUGAGGUUUAACUCAGCUCAUGAGGUUUUGAGAAAGAUUAAUAUCCCCCCAUUUAAGAUCGUUGCAAAUAAAGUCACCGAGUAUGUUUUGGGCCCUAAUACAGCCCAGUUCUGACUCUUGCGUAUGUUAACUAGUCGAAAUUAAGGAAAGAAGAAAGCUAAAGCCUCUAGGGUUUCGUUCGUCUUAUGCCUAUAUAUAUGAAGGGGUUUGUAUAAUCCAUCUACGAUGAAAAAUAUGGAACAGCAGUUCUCCGAGAAUCUAACAUUAGCUAGAUUUGUCACACAAUGUUCGAAAUCGGUAAGAGAAUACUCAGUCCCACAAAUCCCAGACGAUCUACUCAUCAUUAUAUUCUCUCUUGUCACGGGAAAGUCUGUAGCAAGGUUUCGUUGUGUUUCGAAACACUGGGCAUCCGUACUUCGCCGUUCUGAUUUCACCGAGUUAUUUUGGACCAAGUCUUUGACUCGUCCACGUCUCCUUUUCACCAUAAACUUUAAUGGCAAGUUGUUCUUCUACUCUGUACCUCAGCCUCAUAAUCCAGAUGAUAACUCUUCUCUUGUAGCCACCCCAUACCAAACGUGUUCAUUUCCAAAACGUCUUCUUGCUAAUACAUUUAAACCACUCUGUGGAUUGGCAUUACUCAUGGACGAGCCGGUGAUUUGUAACCCUGCCACUGGAGAGUUCCUAACCUUGCCCAAAGUUCUUCUAGAAGAAAAAGACUUACCCAACCCCAAGGAGUUUUCAAAAAUGUUUUGCUUAGGAUAUGAUCCGGUCGGAAAACAGUCCAAAGUGUUGUGUAUGACCUCUUCAUCAUUUGAUGAAAGACUAACUACUCAUCUGGUUUUGACGCUAGAGUCUCGAAAGCCUUUAUGGAGAAAGGUGGAACUCAAAUUCCUUUUUGUGAGAAACCGUAGAAUGUCAUUUGGUUCUAUAUGUAUAAAUGGUGUUUUGUAUUUCGGAGCUGAGUUCGGGAAAUCUACUGUUAUGGUAUGCUUCGACGUUAGGUCUGAGAAGUUCCGCUUUAUAAACACAGAUGAAGUCAUGGAACUAGAUAGGCGUUUUGAACUUUUCAACUACAAAGGUAAAGUAGGUAUACAUCGUAACAGGUAUAAUAGAUAUGAGAAUAGAUAUGAGAAUAGAUUUGUGUGGUGGGUUCUAGAAGAUGCUAGGAAUCAUAAAUGGUUCAAGCAUGUCUUGGAAUUGUCUCCUUACGAGGAAAAGAUGGUCGAGAAUACCAAGAUUGUUGGAAUGACUGGUACAGGUGAAAUUGUAUUCGCGUCGUACUCGCACCUCCCAAUCAGCUGGUGCCGCGUUGUCUUCUACAAUAUGGAGAGAAAGACUUUUACAAGAGUCAAAAUUGAGGGAUUUGAAGUUGAAGAACCUAGGGUGAAAAAAUAUAUAGAUACAUUCAUAGACUAUGCAGAGAAUGUGGAGUUUAUGUAAGUGUGUUCAUAAGGCUUUCCUAUAUCAUUACUUGAGAGUUGAUACUUUAUAUUUCUCUUCUUCAAGUAGUUUGAGUUUCAACUUUUUUUGCAUGCAUGUUUUAUUCUUU
This is a messenger RNA of Brassica rapa (field mustard), 1715 nucleotides long. Its product is annotated as putative F-box protein At1g53360. Gene Ontology annotation, molecular function: protein binding. The record is from RefSeq and is a predicted model, not a curated record. NCBI's taxonomy places the organism in Eukaryota, Viridiplantae, Streptophyta, Magnoliopsida, Brassicales, Brassicaceae.